Molecule: messenger RNA, 1038 nt
Organism: Aspergillus versicolor CBS 583.65
Lineage: Eukaryota; Fungi; Ascomycota; Eurotiomycetes; Eurotiales; Aspergillaceae
Product: YbhB/YbcL family Raf kinase inhibitor-like protein
Exons: 2
Coding region: 103-663 (186 amino acids)
Biological process (GO): regulation of Ras protein signal transduction; regulation of proteolysis
Molecular function (GO): peptidase inhibitor activity; phospholipid binding
Source: RefSeq, a predicted model, not a curated record
CCGACCAUCACCGGUACUUCAACUCUCGCUCCCCCCUAAACUCGAAUUCUACGGUGUAGAAUCCAAGAAAAGAAGAAAAGAAAAGAUCAAACCACAUCUCCAAUGCCCAACAUCGCCAAACACGAGUCCGUCAUCCAGGCACUCAAAGACGGCACGCACCAUGUCCUCGGCCUAAACAUCAACGGGCAACAAGUCUCCCCAGGGACGAAAAUCGACAAAAAGGACACCCAAAAACCACCAACCCUCUCAACACCCGCGGCCCUCCAACUCCCAGCAGGAGCAACCUACACAGCCAUCUCCAUCGACAUAGACGCACCAUUCGCCUCAUGGAACGCCCUCUCGCCCAUUUCUCACUGGGUCCAGUCUGGCUUCAAGGUCGUCGAGAAUAACCAGUCAGAAUCACUGGGAAGUAGUAAUAGUCUUAAUCUUAAGAGCGACGACGAAGCGAUUAUGUCCUGGAUCCCUGCUGGUCCGCCGCCUGGGGCUGCGCCGCAUCGGUAUCUUUUCUUGCUGUAUAGCCAGAAGACUGGAUCGAGCAUUCCCCCGGAUUUUUUGGGGAGGGAGCAUGGUUUGAUGCAGAGAGUCAGGUUUGAUGUUGAUGGGAUGGUGGAGAGGUUGGGGCUGGGAGAGAUUGUGGCUGUGAAUUAUUUUGUUGCGAAUUAGUUUCGUAUAUACCUGAUAAGAAGCUGGACUAAGCACUGUUAUAUUUGUAUAGAGGGUAUAUAUUCACUGUUAAGUAAUCCUCAAUAACGUCCAGACAAACCACCAGGCUCACUAGUGAUAAGGCCUCUUCCCCUUCCCCUCCAAAACCUCUGCAAAAUAUUCCCGGAAAGAAACCAGCUUCAGGUCUGGGUAGAGCUCUCUCGCGUCCAGAUACCCCAAAUACUUUGCAUACCGGGGCUGGUUAUCCCCUCGGACAUACUUGCUAUAUAUAUACUGCACAAUAUAGACGGGGAGGCGCUUCGCUGGAUCAGUCGGAUCAAGAGAAAGAGCUGCCAGAGCAUCCUCUAGCCGUUUCUCAAUAUCCUGCGCGGUGUC